ACGGAGCCGUCUCGGAGGAAAGUAGUCCAGCAGAGGCAGGCCGCUCCCUGAGUCCUACCAGGCGAAGGACUCAGCCCUGGGGUCGCGAUGUCCCGGUCUCGGGUCGCCGGCAGGGGGCGGGUCCGGGAGCCGAGGGUGGGCACGUCGGACUCCAGCUGCGCGCUUGGGGCUCCCCCGGGAGCGGCGCGAAGUGGGGAGGGGCAGGGGGCCCCCGGAGCUCGAGCGCGGGCUCCGGCUAGCCGCGGGCGCGGGAACAAGGCGCAUCAUGCUCGCCGCGGUCCGGAGCCUCCUGCGCCUCCGCUCGGGGUGCAUCCCCCGCUGCGCCCCUGGAGCACCGCCAGAAACCUCGAGGCGGCCGGUAGCAUCUCUCCGGCCCCGGGGUCUUCCUCAGUACUCCAGUGGCGGGGCCCCGGGCGGCUCGGAGCCUCAGGGUUCCGGGAGGGUCCACAGGGUCCCCGCCGAGCAUAAGCCGUCGCAAUUCGACAAGAAGAUCUUACUGUGGACCGGACGUUUCAAAGCGAUGGAAGAGAUCCCCCCUAGGAUCCCGCCAGAAAUGAUAGAUGCUGCAAGAAACAAAGCACGAGUGAAAGCCUGUUACAUAAUGAUUGGACUGACAAUUAUCGCCUGUUUUGCAGUGAUAGCAUCAGCCAAAAGGGCUGCAGAACGACAUGAAUCCUUAACGAGUUGGAACCUGGCAAAGAAGGCUAAGUGGCGUGAAGAAGCUGCAUUGGCUGCACAGGCCAAGGCUAAAUGAUACUGACAAAGUGGUAAUUGGAAUAUCAUCAUUGUUAUCAGCAAAAAUAAAAGAUUGGUAAGAGAAUAUUCAA
Messenger RNA from Phacochoerus africanus (Common warthog), 827 nucleotides. It is a transcript of the gene FAM162B, whose product is annotated as family with sequence similarity 162 member B. The transcript is spliced from 4 exons. The record is from RefSeq and is a predicted model, not a curated record. The coding region runs from base 266 to 754 and encodes 162 amino acids. NCBI's taxonomy places the organism in Eukaryota, Metazoa, Chordata, Mammalia, Artiodactyla, Suidae.